Molecule: messenger RNA, 744 nt
Organism: Psilocybe cubensis
Lineage: Eukaryota; Fungi; Basidiomycota; Agaricomycetes; Agaricales; Agrocybaceae
Exons: 2
Coding region: 1-744 (247 amino acids)
Cellular component (GO): cytoplasm
Source: RefSeq, a predicted model, not a curated record
AUGACGAUAAUCUUCUACGACAUUCCAUCCUCUCUCGAGGGCAAUGCAUGGUCUCCUAAUACCUUCAAGACCAGGUAUACGCUCAACUUCAAGGGGAUCCCAUACGUCACCGAAUGGGUUGAAUAUCCCGACAUCGAACCCUUAUGCAAGAAGCUGGGCAUCAAAGCCACAUCCAAAAAUCCCGACGGAACGGACCACUAUACUCUUCCCGCCAUUCACGAUCCUUCCACUGGAGUGUACAUCGCAGACUCUGUCUUGAUUGCGGAAUACCUCGACAAGACUUACCCCGACACGCCUCCUGUUUUCCCCCACAACACCCUUGGACUGCAGCAUGCAUUUGCUGCGGCGUUCAGUUCCUCUUUGAGCCCUCUCUGGGAGUUCAUCCUUCCCGAUACGUGUCUCGUUCUCAACCCCCCAAGCAAGGAAUAUUUCCGUCGCACGAGGGAAAUCGCAUUUGGCAAAACAUUGGUUGAGCUUCGACCGAAAGGAGAGUAUGCCGAGAAGCGAUGGGCAGAAUUUAAAGCAGGUCUGGGGAAAGUAGACGAGUGGUAUUCCAAAGUUGACGGACCUUUCCUGCUGGGAAGCGAAGUGUCUUGGGCUGAUAUCAUUGUUGCCUCCUAUUUGGUUUGGUUGAAGAUCGUGUGGAAGGUAGAUGGUGAGCGCUGGAAGGACGUCGCAGAGUGGCAUGGUGGUAGAUGGUCACGCAUUAUCGACAGUUUGGAUGCAUAUACUGCGAUUCAUUAA